AUGGUCCUCCUUAAGAGCUUCGUGCUCGCCGGCCUGACAGCCGCCGUAGCUGCCAAGUCCGCGGUCCUCGACCUCAUCCCAGACAACUUCGACAGCGUCGUCCUGAAGUCGGGCAAGCCCACGCUUGUCGAGUUCUUCGCCCCAUGGUGCGGCCACUGCAAGAACCUCGCCCCCGUUUACGAGGAUCUCGCGAGCGCAUUCGCAUCCUCCAAGGAUGUCCAGAUCGCAAAGGUCGAUGCCGAUGCCGAGAAGGAACUUGGCCGUAGAUUCGGUGUUCAAGGAUUCCCUACCCUCAAGUUCUUCGAUGGCAAGAGCGACACCCCCACCGACUACAGCAGCGGACGGGAUCUGGAGAGUCUGACCAACUUCAUCACCGAGAAGACCGGUGUCAAGCCCAAGAGGAAGUUGGAGAAGCCUUCGGCUGUGACUUACCUGACGGAUCAGACCUUUGACAAGGAGAUUGGUGGUGACAAGAACGUUCUGGUUGCAUUCACUGCGCCUUGGUGUGGGCACUGCAAGAACCUUGCCCCUGUCUGGGAGCAGGUCGCCGAGGACUACGAGAACGAGCCCAACGUCCUGGUCGCCAAGGUCGACGCUGAGGGUGAGAACAGCAAGGCGACCGCCAAGGCCCAGGGCGUGACCAAGGAGGCCGAGCUCUACAGCGGCGGCCGCACCGAACUUGACUUCACCACAUUCCUGAACGAGAAGGCCGGCACGCACCGUGCUGUCGGCGGCGGUCUGGACCGCUAUGCGGGCACGAUCGAGGUCCUCAACGCGGUGGUCGACAAGUUCACGGGUGGUACGAGCAUCCUGGCCGACUCCCUCGCGGAGGCCCAGAAGCAGGCCGAGGAGCUCAAGGAGCAGGCCCAGUACAAGUACGCCGAGUACUAUGUCCGCGUGUUCGACAAGUUGAAGAGCAACGACGGCUACGCGGCGAAGGAGCUCGCGCGUCUGGAUGGAAUCCUGAAGAAGGGUGGCCUGGCGCCCACGAAGCUUGACGAGCUUACGAGCAAGACCAACAUCCUGCGCCGCUUCGUCGAGGAGAAGAUUGAGCAGGUCAAGGAUGAGUUGUAA
Diaporthe citri is the source of this 1074-nucleotide messenger RNA. RefSeq lists its product as uncharacterized. NCBI's taxonomy places the organism in Eukaryota, Fungi, Ascomycota, Sordariomycetes, Diaporthales, Diaporthaceae. Bases 1 to 1074 code for a protein of 357 amino acids. Gene Ontology annotation, molecular function: protein disulfide isomerase activity. Gene Ontology annotation, biological process: protein folding. Gene Ontology annotation, cellular component: endoplasmic reticulum. The transcript is spliced from 3 exons. The record is from RefSeq and is a predicted model, not a curated record.